This is a messenger RNA of Myodes glareolus (Bank vole), 2844 nucleotides long. NCBI's taxonomy places the organism in Eukaryota, Metazoa, Chordata, Mammalia, Rodentia, Cricetidae. The record is from RefSeq and is a predicted model, not a curated record.
UUUGCCUCUCAAAUGCUGGAAUUAAAGGUGUGGGCUAUCAUCCCCAGCUUUUAAAUUAAAAAAAAAAUUAUAGUAUUUGGAUGUGGGUAUAUGUGAACCCAGGUGCUGGCAGAGGCCAGGGGUGUUGGGUUCCCUGGAACUUGAGACACAGGUAGUUGUGAGCUGCCCCGUGUUGGCCCUGGGGUUAAUUCAGGGCCCUUUGUAAAAGCAGUGCAUGCUGUAAUUUGUUUUGUUUUGUAAGACAGGGCCUUGGUCUGUAGCCCAGGUUAGCCUCCAACUCAAAGUAAUGCAGGGUGUAUAGGUGUGUACCACCACACUCCAUUCUGCCAGGUGUUUGUCUGUUGAGACAGGGUCUCACAACCUAGCCUUGGCUAGCCUAGACCUCCCUAUGUAGUUACCGGGCUAUCCUCAAACUGAUGACAAUUCUCUUGCCCCUGCCUUCUGUGGAUGAGGAUGAGGUUCUGUCAGGUUAGGUUUGUAUUUGUUUAGUUUCUUCUGUUGUUGGUCUUUGUUUUUAUUCUGUUUGCUUUUUGAGACAUUCUCAUCUUAUAGCCUAGGUGGGCAUGGAACUUGUGACUGUCCUGCCUCAGCCUCCAAGUGCUGGGGUUACAGAAAUAAAACCACAAGGCUAACUGUGUGUCAUGUUUUAUUAUUACUUCUACUUUUAUUUUUGGUGCUAUGUAGAACACCCCCAGCCUCAGUUCCCUCUCAAAAUUAGCAAAGACAGCCGGCGAGGCCUCAAUAGGAAUUUCAGCAGUAGAGGUAUUUGGAUUGCUUGCUUUUGUUCCCUGCUGUCAGGGUCUCCUCGUGAUAACUGUCCCUUUAUGACUUCAUUCCCUGUCUCUGCUUCCAUUUGCUACUUUGUGAUUUCAUCAAAGGCAUAGUUUAGCUCAUGCUGGUCAGAGGGCCAGGAGCCUGCUUUGCGCAGACUCAGCUUUGGAGACCGGUCUAGAACUGAGCUCUCUGCACCUUGUCCUCGGACGCAAAGCGGCGGUUUCUUUCCAGUUGGCUUCUGCCUGCAACAGGUGAUGUGCGUUUGGCUUCUGGAGCAGCUUCAAAGACAGAGGCCAAGGGUGUACCUACUGCUAUUCCUAGAGUGCCUGUAAUGCUUAGCGUCUAACCCAUGGCGGUCUCCCCACCAUCCCAGGCCAAGCCAAGCGAAGUCUCAUCAACCCUCCAACUGCCUCAGAGGCUGGCGCCAAGCCUGGAGAAAAAAACCGAGUCUCUAGGAGAGGAACGGUCAUGCCUACUGAGGGCCACAGCUGCAGCUCAGACCCUGGCCAGUAUCGUCCGGCCUUGUUAUGGCCCCUAUGGCCGGCAGAAGUUCCUGGUGACCGCUAAGGGAGAAACAGUUUGUACAGGUCAUGCCGCUGCCAUCCUGAGAGCGCUGGAGCUGGAGCACCCAGCUGCCCAGUUUGUCCGAGAAAUAGCCCAAAUACAGGCAGAGAACACUGGGGACGGCACAACCUUUGUAGUUCUCCUGACCGAAGCCUUACUGGAGCAGUCCCAGUACCUUUUGUGGGCUGGCUUAGCUCGAAACCAGCUCCGGGAGAGCUUGGCCACGGCCACAGCGGAAGUCCUGACAGCUCUGCCUUCCCUGGCCAUUCGCUCUCUAGGGCCUUUGGAAGACCCAUCAUGGGCCCUCUAUUCUGUGAUGAACACCCACACCCUGCCCGACACCGAGUAUUUAACCAAGCUUGUGUCUCAUGUGUGUUGGGUAAGCAGAGAGCCAAAUGGCACCUUCAGGCCUGACCGUAUUGGUGUGUGCCUGCUGGAGGGGGGAACGCUGAACGAUUCCCACAUUCUCCCAGGGUUAGCAAUAUGUGGAAAACCCUGUGGACAAAUGACCGAGGUGCUAGCAGAUGCCAGGGUGGCCCUGUUCAUUUGCCCCUUUGGUCCUACAAAUCCGCAUUCACUGGCCACGCCCCGUCUCUCCAACCCUGAAGAACUACUAAGAUUUCGGAAAGAAACCGAACAAGUGGAAAAGGAAAUAGCCCAACUGGCUGCUAUGGACAUUAACGUGGCAGUGGUAUGGGGGGAAGUUAAUGAGAAUAUGGUGGUCCAGGCUAACAAUUGUGGCAUCAUGGUGAUUCAGGCCAAGUCACGAAAGGAUGUGGUCUACCUGAGUGAGACGAUGGGCACUCCUCUGCUGACUCGGCUGCUUCCUCCCCUGAAGCCCGGGAAGUGCCAGAAGGUUUACAGGAAGGAGCUGCAAGGCAGUGUGGCGGUGGUGUUUGAGUGGGAAUAUGAGACUACACCUUCUCUCACUUUAAUCCUUAGGGGGCCCACCAUCCAGGGACUUCGGGGUGCAGAGCAGGCUGUCUACUAUGGCAUUGAUGCAUUUUCACAGUUGUGUCAAGAUCCCAGAGUGCUACCAGGAGCUGGGGCCACAGAAAUGGCUCUGGCAAAAAUGUUGUCAGACAAAGGAAGCCGACUGGCAGGCCCCAACGGUCUGGCCUUCCUAGCAUUUGCCCAUGCCCUGAGCGCUCUGCCUAAAACCUUGGCGGAGAAUGCAGGCUUAGCUGCCCAAUGUGUGAUGGCAGAAAUGAGUGGAAUUCACCAAGCUGGGAACUUCCUCACUGGAGUGGGAACAGACGGGAUAAUAAAUGUGGCCCAGGAAGGGAUAUGGGACAUAUUGAGGACCAAAGCCCAAGGACUGCAAGCAGUCUCUGAGCUGGUGCAGCAGCUGGUGACAGUAGAUGAGAUCAUAGUGGCCAAGAAGACUCCUGUCCACCAGCAGAUUACAAGACCCACCCCGCAGGCAAAGCAGUCCUCACCCCUGAGAGAAAAAUUUUUUGCAAAAUAUGUAUAGCAACACACUAAAUAAAGUAAGGAUUGUCAAGA